UGAGAAUGUUGCAAAAAUAUUUUCCAAACUAUAUAAAGAACUCUUGAUUUUUUAAAUAUUUUAAAAAUGCUAAAAUCAAGCUCUUCAUUAUCACCAAUUUUAUCCUUUAUUACAAUUUUUGACGACACUGUCUUAUUUUGUUAUGUUAUUUCAACAUUAAACCAAGGAAAAGACAACUUUGUGUUCUAUGCAGCUUCAACUUGAAAUUAUACAUACAUUCUUUAAAAAUAUUUUUGAAUUUUGGUUCUAAAAUCACCCAGGGGAGUGAUAGGAAUUUUUAAUAUGAGUUUUUAUAUGUUAAUCACUUUCAUUACAUAUGUACCAUUUUUUCUGUUGAUUAGGCAUAUAUCCAAAAUUUAAAUUAAUAAAUGAAUUUUCUGUCAAAGAUUUUUCCCACAAGUUUCUUCUCCAAAAACUAGGCAAUGCAAAUUACAUAUCCCUUUUUUUAAUUAAUUACUUUUUUAAAUAAACUUUUUUUUUUAUUGCAGUAACAUUGGAUUAUAACAUUAAAUUACAUAUCCUUAUGAAACCUAUUGUUUGGAAAACCUUUGUGCCAUUUUCAAACCCAAUAUUAUUUCAAAAUAUUAUUGGAACCAAAAAUCGAACCAUGCCUUGCAGUAUAUUGUUUAAAGUAUUUAAGUAAGAGAGAUAUCUUCAGUUAUCUAAGUUUUUCAAAUGUGCCAUUUAACUUUAUUUCAAGAGAAAUUUUUUAAGAGAAUUCUUUAUGAAAAUUGAGACAACUUGAAUCUAGUCCUUUGUCUUUUCAAAAUUGAAUAUUUUCACAGUAAUGCUAGUGAUUAGGCAAAGUGUCAGAAGUGGAUUGUUGAAAUAUUAAUAGUGUAAUACUAUAUUUAUAUAUAGAAAUAGCAGUGAAUUGCCUUGUUUACUUGCAACUGUUUUAAUAUACUGUUUAUUUGAAUAAUAACCAGUAUUAUAUAAAAUGCAUGAAUUUUUUUGCAUUUUGUAACUUUAUUACUUUGGAUGAAAUAUCUAAAUGCUAGCACUUACACUGAUAUUUUAAUCUAUAUCUUUCUUCUGGAAUAUUAUUAGUAAAUUUUGAGGAUGUAGAACUGUUGACCCAGUCAUACAUGUACAGAGCUUGGCCUCUGAGUUAAUUAAAUAUGAGUUAAUAAUAUAUUAUAAGGAAAUUAUUGUCCUUAUUACAGUUAUUAGGUAGUUACUCAAAUUAUAGCUUCAAAGGAAUGCAGAGCAUGGAAAACUCAGGAUUAAAUUAUGCAUUUGAACCUUAGGCCAGCUUUUACUGUAGAGACAGUUUUCUGCUAAGAGAGAAAUUGUAUGUCAUUGAAAUUAAAUGCUUUUCUGGGGAUGGAAGGUUCCAGUUUUUAAUGAAAUUACUGAGUGUGGUGUAGUGAAAUGAUUAAAAUCUGUAUUCCGGGAAUGUGGCAGGGGAGAAAAAUCAAUAAGUGCUAGCACAGCUUUGCUGCUCAAUGUGAAUCCUGAGAAUGAAAUAAACUACUACAAAAAUAAUAAUUAAAAACAUAUCAGCACAUUAAUUUAUUUAGCAUCAGUCUCCUGAGACAUCAUCUUCACUAAUUUUUAGCAUACAUUUUACUAUGUAAUGAGCAGCCUUCUUUUCAGAUACCCCUAUUAGACAGGCAGUAUUUCUGCCCUUCCCCCAGUGCUCCUGCAUUGCAAUCAUUGUACUUGCACUUAUUAUGUUACAAAUGACCGAGGUAAGGCUGACAUUCUCAGUGCAUGCAAAAAGACCUAGUCUGCCAAGCUUUUUUUUUCCUAAUGAAGCAGCUUUGUGAAAUCUCCCCAUGUGUUAAUACUAAUGAAGAUCCUCCAGCACAAUUAAAAUCACAGCCUGUAGCUGAAGAGGAAACAUAAAACAAUAGCAUCUUUUAAGAUACAUUUAUCCACAUAUGUAUGUACAAAAUACACAUACAUGGUCAAAUUAUUCUUCUAUAGCUUGCUUUUCACUUGCUCUUCAUCCUGAAAAUUAAAUUAUGCAAUUUUUAAUUAUAUGAACUUUGAGACUUUAAUGUGUUCUGGGGGGAAAAACAAACUCAAUGAAAAAAUUUUAAAUUAUAUAUGUUUUUGGAUAAUAAAGUGUUACUAAGCUGAGGCUUUUUUCUUUUUUAAUCAUUUUUAGAAAGCUAUGGGGUAGUGUGUGGAAGGAGGUAAUGGGUGUACUUUACCUUUAGUUUAACUUGGUUUCAGGAUCUUGGAAUUGGGGGGAAAAGGUGUAAAAAACAGAAAGUUGGGAGAGAUUCAAAAGGUAGACAAAUAGCAUACCUCGUGUGUAGUUUAAAGACGGAGCAAUGGGCUACCAGUCUUAACGUGAUUUUUAAAAAAUGCAAUUCCACAAUUAGCUAUCUUUUUUUUGACCUUUCAGAAAUUGGGGAGGAAAACUACUGAUAUUACCUUUUACAAUUUUAACUUAUAGCUUUAAAACAAUUUACUAUUUAAACGUGUUUUAUUUAAAUUUUAACUCAGUGCAUAAAUAUUACAGCCAGCUUAACUUGUCCGUGUUAGGGCAGUAGCUUUUUAUCCCGGGACCAUCUUGCGUCCUGCUUUUUAUUUUGAGUUCCAAACAUCCACGAAUUUUUGGCAUAUUAAUUUAGUUGGCUUGUAGACUUCAACCGAAUUCUGAAUUUACGGAUAAAAAAGUUUAGGUGGAAAUGGUUAAUCUGAUGCUCCCUGUUCUCCAGUUUACCUUUUUUAAAAAUUAGGUUUUCAAUCCUAUUUUCUGUCCCUUCUGCUUCUACGAGCAAAACAAAACAUUUAAGUUUCUUAACUUUUUCCUGGGACAAGGGACGAUGCAAACUCAAAGCUACAGUAUUCUUGGAAGGAAGAAGCAACCCCCUCCCUCCCUUGGCUCCUUUAGGAGCUGAUAGGUCAUUUAUUAUUGGAACUGAAAUGGUAUAAACAAUUCUCUCUCUUUUUUCCCUUGUUAACAGCAACUUUCAUUGUUAGAGAGAGGAGAGAGAGAGAAGCCUUGUUGGUUGACGUCACUUGGUUCAUGAAGCCUUCGCCUAGAAGUGAAGCUGCUGAACAAACCUUGAGAAGAAUCAUCUCCUGCUUCAAUCUGCUGCUGGAUAGGAACUAAUCAGAGAGAGAGAGGCGGAAGACGGAGACGGAGGGAGGCAGGGGCUUUCCCGAUCACAAAUCUCACCUCCACUCCAACUCUCUUUAUACUUUUCUUGCAAAAAUAAUAAUAGAAAUAAGGAGGUGGUGGGGUUUCCAAAAACAAAAAUCGUAACCUUCAACCAUCUGGGGAAGACAAAAAUCCCAUCCACCGCAACUCAGUUCGAAAGUAAAGAUUUCUCAACAGUGAUGUCACAAGAUUGACCACAUUGAUCACAAUAUGGAGUCUGGAGAACGAUUACCAUCCUCAACAGCCUCCUCUACUACACCAACUUCAUCAUCUGUACCGUCUGUGGCUCCAUCAGUUUCAAAAGGCGGCCUUUCCACUGGAGCUGCUUCACUUAGCUCUACAAUCAACCCAUGUGGACAUUUAUUCAGAGCAGCUGGGGAUCAACCGUUUAACCUGUCCACAGUGUCGAGUGCCUUCCCAAUGGUCAGCCACCCAGUCUUUGGUCUACAUUCAGCCAGCUCAGGGCAUUCAGAAUUUGGUGGUUUGGGGACACUUGGUACACCCACAGCCUUAGCCGCACAUCCCCAACUAGCAUCUUUUCCAGGUGCAGAAUGGUGGCGAACAACAGAUGUUCAUACUCGUACAGGGGCAACCUUCUUUCCACCAUUACUGGGAAUUCCACCACUGUUUGCUCCUCCAGCCCAGAAUCAUGAUUCUUCUUCAUUCCAUUCAAGGACUUCAGGAAAAAGUAAUCGAAAUGGUCCUGAGAAAGGUGUAAAUGGGUCAAUUAAUGGAAACAGUACAUCAUCUGUAUCUGGUAUCAACACAUCUGUACUAUCCACUACUGCUUCAAGUUCCGUGGGACAAACUAAAAGUAUAAACUCAGGUGGAGGAAAUCGGAAGUGUAAUCAGGAACAAAACAAAAACCAGCCUUUGGAUGCUAGAGCUGAGAAAAUCAAAGAUAAGAAACCAAGGAAGAAAGCUAUGGAAAGUUCUAGCAACAGUGAUAGUGAUUCAGGCACAUCAUCAGACACCUCAAGUGAAGGCAUUAGUAGCAGUGAUUCAGAUGAUCUAGAGGAAGAUGAAGAAGAAGAUCAAAGUAUUGAAGAAAGCGAAGAUGAUGAUUCUGAUUCAGAGAGCGAAGCACAACAUAAAAGUAACAACCAGGUGCUAUUACAUGGUAUUUCAGACCCAAAAGUAGAUGGACAGAAAGCAACUGAAAAAGCCCAGGAAAAAAGAAUACACCAGCCAUUACCUCUUGUGUCUGAAUCCCAGACUCACUCGUCAUUCCAAUCCCAGCAGAAGCAGCCUCAGGUUUUGUCACAGCAGCUUCCAUUUAUUUUCCAAAGCUCUCAGGCAAAGGAGGAAUCUGUGAACAAACACACAAGUGUAAUACAGUCUACGGGAUUGGUGUCCAAUGUGAAACCUUUGUCUUUGGUAAAUCAAGCCAAAAAGGAAACCUAUAUGAAACUCAUAGUUCCUUCUCCUGAAGUACUUAAAGCAGGGAAUAAAAAUACCUCUGAAGAAUCUAGUCCUUUGACCAGUGAAUUGCGAUCCAAACGGGAACAAUACAAACAGACAUUCCCAGCACUGUUAAAGAAACAGGAGUCCUCUAAGAGCCUGAAGAAGGUUAUUGCAGCUUUGUCAAAUCCAAAAGCAACCUCUAGUUCACCAGCACAUCCAAAACAAACAUUAGAAAACAACCACCCUAAUCCAUUCUUGACAAAUGCACUUUUAGGUAAUCAUCAACCAAAUGGAGUUAUUCAAAGUGUCAUUCAAGAAGCUCCUCUAGCACUUACUACCAAAACUAAAAUGCAGAGUAAGAUUAAUGAAAACAUUGCUACUGCAUCCAGCACCCCUUUUUCCUCACCUGUAAAUUUGAGUACAAGUGGGAGAAGAACCCCUGGCAAUCAGACAACUGUAAUGCCCUCUGCGUCUCCCAUACUGCAUAGUCAAGGGAAGGAAAAAGCAGUUAGCAAUAAUGUAAACACAGUAAAAACACAGCAACACUCUCAUCUUCCAAAAUCUUUAGUGGAACAGUUUAGAGGAACAGAUUCAGACAUUCCCAGUAGUAAAGAUUCUGAAGAUUCAAAUGAGGAUGAAGAGGAAGAGGAUGAGGAAGAAGAUGAGGAAGAUGAUGAAGAUGAUGAAUCUGAUGAUAGCCAAUCAGAAUCAGAUAGUAAUUCAGAAUCAGAUACAGAAGGAUCAGAAGAAGAUGAUGAUGAUGAUAAAGACCAAGAUGAAUCAGAUAGUGAUACUGAAGGAGAGAAAACUUCAAUGAAAGUGAAUAAAACAACUUCCUCUGUCAAAAGCCCUUCCAUCAGUCUCACAGCUCACUCAACACCUCGUAACCUCCACAUAGCACAAGCCCCAGGCUCUGCUCCUGCUGCCUUAUGUUCUGAAUCCCAGUCACCUGCUUUUCUUGGCACACCUUCUUCCACACUUACUUCAAGUCCAAACUCUGGCAGUUCCAAAAGAAGAAGAGUAACAGAUGAGCGUGAACUGCGUCUUCCUUUGGAAUAUGGCUGGCAAAGAGAGACGAGAAUAAGAAACUUUGGAGGGCGCCUUCAAGGAGAAGUAGCAUAUUAUGCUCCAUGUGGAAAGAAACUUAGGCAGUACCCUGAAGUAAUAAAGUAUCUCAGCAGAAAUGGAAUAAUGGAUAUCUCAAGGGACAAUUUCAGCUUCAGUGCAAAAAUAAGAGUGGGUGACUUCUAUGAAGCCAGAGAUGGACCGCAGGGAACGCAGUGGUGUCUUCUGAAAGAAGAGGAUGUCAUUCCCCGUAUCAGGGCGAUGGAAGGUCGUAGAGGAAGACCACCAAAUCCAGAGAGACAGCGAGCAAGAGAGGAAUCCAGGAUGAGACGUCGGAAGGGUCGGCCUCCGAAUAUUGGCAGUGCUGAAUUUCUAGAUAACACAGAUGCCAAAUUGCUAAGAAAACUGCAAGCUCAAGAAAUAGCCAGGCAAGCAGCACAAAUAAAGCUUCUGAGAAAACUUCAAAAGCAGGAACAGGCUCGGGUUGCCAAAGAAGCUAAAAAACAGCAAGCAAUAAUGGCUGCUGAGGAGAAGCGAAAGCAAAAGGAACAGAUAAAGAUUAUGAAACAACAGGAAAAAAUUAAGAGAAUACAACAAAUCAGAAUGGAAAAAGAACUUCGAGCCCAGCAAAUUCUAGAGGCUAAAAAGAAAAAGAAGGAAGAAGCGGCAAAUGCCAAAUUAUUGGAGGCCGAGAAACGAAUAAAGGAAAAAGAAAUGAGAAGACAACAAGCUGUUCUUCUGAAGCAUCAGGAGUUGGAGAGGCAUAGACUAGAUAUGGUAUGGGAACGAGAGAGAAGGCGACAACAUAUGAUGCUUAUGAAAGCUAUAGAAGCUCGUAAAAAAGCAGAAGAAAAAGAACGAUUGAAGCAAGAAAAACGUGAUGAGAAAAGAUUAAAUAAAGAGCGUAAACUAGAGCAACGAAGACUAGAAUUAGAAAUGGCAAAGGAACUAAAGAAGCCUAAUGAAGACAUGUGCUUAGCAGACCAAAAGCCUUUGCCAGAGUUGCCUCGUAUUCCAGGACUUGGUCUCUCUGGAAGUACAUUUUCAGACUGUCUCAUGGUGGUGCAGUUCUUACGAAACUUUGGUAAAGUUUUGGGCUUUGAUGUGAAUAUUGAUGUUCCAAACCUGAGUGUUCUUCAAGAGGGAUUGCUAAAUAUAGGGGACAGCAUGGGUGAAGUGCAAGACUUGCUUGUGAGGCUCCUGUCAGCUGCUGUGUGUGAUCCAGGUCUAAUUACAGGAUACAAGGCCAAAACAUCUCUUGGAGAACAUUUGCUGAACGUUGGUGUGAAUAGAGACAAUGUUUCCGAGAUUUUGCAGAUUUUUAUGGAAGCCCACUGUGGACAAACUGAGCUUACGGAAAGCCUGAAGACUAAAGCUUUUCAGGCUCACACUCCAGCACAGAAAGCCUCAGUCCUGGCUUUCCUGAUCAAUGAACUGGCCUGCAGCAAGAGUGUGGUGAGUGAAAUAGACAAGAACAUUGAUUAUAUGUCAAACUUGAGGAGAGAUAAAUGGGUGGUAGAAGGUAAACUUCGCAAGCUCAGAAUCAUUCAUGCUAAGAAAACAGGCAAAAGAGACACUUCAGGUGGCGUUGAUCUUGGAGAAGAACAGCAUCCAUUGGGCACACCCACUCCAGGACGCAAGCGAAGAAGGAAGGGAGGAGACAGUGAUGAUGAUGAUGAUGAUGACGAUGACAGUGAUGACCAAGCUGAUGAGGAUGAGGAAGAUGAAGAAGAUAAAGAAGACAAAAAAGGAAAAAAGACUGAUAUCUGUGAAGAUGAGGAUGAAGGUGACCAAGCAGCAAGUGUUGAAGAGCUAGAAAAACAGAUUGAAAAACUGAGUAAACAACAGAGUCAGUACAGAAGGAAGCUCUUUGACGCUUCUCACUCUUUGCGUUCGAUGAUGUUUGGCCAGGAUCGUUACAGACGCCGGUACUGGAUCCUUCCUCAAUGUGGGGGGAUUUUUGUAGAAGGCAUGGAGAGUGGUGAAGGACUAGAAGAAAUUGCAAAAGAAAGAGAAAAACUAAAAAAGGCCGAAAGUAUCCAGAUCAAAGAAGAAAUAUUUGAGACUUCUGAGGAUACAAUAAAUUGUUCAAAUCCAGAUCAUUGUGAGCAAAAGGAAGAUCCUAAAGAAAAAGACAACACAAAUCUAUUUCUCCAGAAACCUGGCUCUUUUUCAAAAUUAAGCAAACUUUUAGAAGUAGCUAAGAUGCCUCCUGAGACAGAUGUAAUGACCCCCAAACCAAAUAGUAGUGCAAAUGGGUGCACACUGUCUUAUCAAAACAGUGGAAAACAUUCGUUGGGCAGUAUUCAGUCAACAGCAACACAAAGCAGCGUGGAAAAGACAGACUCCAAUAAUCUGUUCAACACUGGUUCAGGUGGUCCAGGGAAGUUCUACAGUCCUCUCCCCAACGACCAGUUGUUAAAAACGCUGACUGAAAAGAAUAAACAGUGGUUUAGUGUUUUGCCAAGAGCACCCUGUGAUGACACUUCGCUUGCCCACGCCGGUACGCCAACUGCUUCCUUGGUGACCCCUCAGUCCCAGCCGCCGUCUAAGUCCCCUUCGCCUGCCCCCGCUCCUCUUCCUGGACCCUCUUCUGCCCAGAAUCCUGUUGGCCUAAAUCCAUUUGCUUUAUCACCUCUUCAGAUGAAAAGCGGAGUAUCUAUGAUGGGACUCCAGUUUUGUGGAUGGCCCACUGGUGUGCUUACUUCCAAUAUUCCAUUUACAUCACCUUUACCCGGUCUGGGAUCAGGGUUGGGACUAUCAGAAGGAAAUGGUAAUUCAUUCUUGACUCCCAAUGUUGCUUCAAAUAAAAGUGAAUCUCCAGUACCACAGAGUGAAAAAGUCUCUUCAACUCAACCUGCAGCUGUUGAAGUAGCAAAACCGGUAGAUUUUCCUAGUCCAAAACCUAUUCCAGAAGAAAUGCAGUUUGGUUGGUGGAGAAUUAUUGACCCAGAGGACCUAAAAGCUUUGCUCAAAGUGCUACAUCUCAGAGGAAUAAGAGAAAAGGCAUUACAAAAACAAAUUCAGAAACACUUGGAUUAUAUUACUCAAGCCUGCAUCAAGAAUAAGGAUGUUGCUAUUAUUGAAUUAAAUGAAAAUGAAGAAAACCAGGUAACUCGAGAUAUUGUGGAGAACUGGUCAGUGGAAGAACAAGCAAUGGACAUGGAUUUGAGUGUUCUUCAACAGGUAGAAGAUCUAGAAAGGAGGGUUGCAUCAGCAAGUUUGCAAGUAAAGGGUUGGAUGUGUCCAGAGCCUGCAUCAGAAAGGGAGGACUUGGUAUAUUUUGAACAUAAGUCAUUUUCUAAAUUGUGCAAGGAGCAUGAUGGAGAAUUUACUGGCGAAGAAGAAAGCAGUGCACAUGCACUAGAACGGAAGAGUGACAACCCCCUAGAUAUAGCUGUAACCAGGCUGGCUGAUUUGGAGCGGAACAUUGAAAGAAGGUAUCUGAAGAGCCCCUUAAGUACCACCAUUCAGAUCAAACUGGAUAAUGUGGGCACAGUUACUGUCCCUGCUCCUGCACCAUCCAUUAGUGGUGAUGGUGACGGAAUUGAAGAGGAUAUUGCUCCAGGGCUCAGGGUAUGGAGAAGGGCAUUAUCAGAAGCUCGCAGUGCUGCACAGGUAGCUCUGUGCAUUCAGCAGUUACAGAAAUCAAUAGCAUGGGAAAAAUCAAUUAUGAAAGUUUAUUGCCAGAUCUGUCGAAAGGGAGAUAAUGAAGAACUGCUCCUCCUUUGUGAUGGCUGUGACAAAGGCUGUCAUACAUACUGCCAUAGACCCAAGAUUACGACUAUACCAGAUGGGGACUGGUUUUGUCCAGCUUGCAUUGCUAAGGCAAGUGGUCAAACUCUAAAAAUCAAAAAACUUCAUGUCAAAGGAAAAAAGACUAAUGAAUCAAAGAAAGGCAAGAAAGUGUCUUUAACAGGGGAUACUGAAGAUGAAGACUCUGCAUCUACAAGUAGCUCACUAAAAAGAGGAAACAAAGACUUGAAAAAAAGAAAAAUGGAGGAAAACACUUCUAUUAAUUUGUCAAAACAAGAAAGUUUUACUUCUAUUAAGAAACCUAAAAGAGAUGAUGCCAAGGACCUAGCUCUUUGCAGUAUGAUCCUUACUGAAAUGGAAACUCAUGAGGAUGCAUGGCCUUUUCUACUUCCUGUAAACUUGAAACUUGUUCCUGGUUAUAAGAAAGUUAUUAAGAAGCCUAUGGAUUUUUCCACAAUUAGAGAGAAAUUAAGUAGUGGACAGUAUCCGAACCUUGAAGCCUUUGCUCUCGAUGUCAGGCUUGUUUUUGACAACUGUGAAACAUUUAAUGAGGAUGAUUCUGAUAUAGGUAGAGCUGGCCACAGUAUGAGGAAGUAUUUUGAAAAGAAGUGGACAGAUACCUUCAAAGUGAGCUGAAGUUAUAAGAAUCUUUUCUUUUUCCUUUCAAACAAGGACACAUGAGACCAGCAAUGUGAACUGUAUUUACAUAAAUGUGCAAGGCACAUUCAUAAUGACUUUUUUUCCUUAAAAUAAGUAUCACAAAAAAAAGUAUCAGAAGAAUGAUACCAUUUUUAAAGGCUUCACUCCUACAACAACCAAGGCCCUUGGUUAUUGGUUUGUGUGAUUUGUCAGCUAAUUUAGGUAGAACAGGGAAGCACACCCAAAGAAUUUUCAAAGGAAAGGGUGUUAUAGUGCAAUAGCAAUUAAAAUAUAUCAAAUCGCACUGAAUAUUCAACACCAGAGCUCUAACAUGGGAAACGGUUCUCCUUUCCCUCUCAAUAAAUGUCUAUUUUUCAUUUUUUUACUUUGUAGUUUAUUUUUUAGUGAAUGUAUUUAAUUUUAUGAAUUAUUUAUGAUUAAACCACAUCCAGAAUCUUCGUUUUCUGUGAAAAGGAAGAACUAGAAAAUUGCUUUAAAUCUUGAAACUACAACAAGGAAUGUUUUAAAGUAUAAAACAAAGCCAAGUGAAACUGUUUACACUGAUGUGCUAUAAAGGCACCAAAAAUAAACUAUACUGUAGAGUUACAAGUACAUUUAUAUAUGUAUAUGUUGCUGCAUCACUUGUGUAGUUAAAUUGUAUUUCAAGACAGUGAAGAAAAAUUGACAUGUAUAUACUGUUCAUUAUUGUUUAUAUUAAGUCUUGUUUUAAAUAUGUAUUAUGUGUAUAUAUUGUUUGCAGACAUUAUUGUUUAUGCCUUAGAAGGACUGUAGCAUUUUAUUUUAGUCUGAAGGUAAUUAUAGCUCUACAGCUUGUACAGUAAUUAUCCUCUACCAACACUGUGGCGUCUCCUUGAUCUUGGUAGUGCCUGCCUUUGAAACAGGGUGUAGGGGAUAUUAGUUUUCCAUUUUUCUAUUUUGUUAUAUAAUUUUAAGCCACCAGGCCUAAAUUAAAGUAUAAUCAUUUGUAUCCAUGUGGAAUAAAAUUGUGACAAUUUCCUACGCACACAGUAUUUUUUCAUAAAAACAUUUCCCUCCCAUUUGCCUUGCCUCAGAAAUAAAUUUAAAAGACAUUUGUAACCACUGUGUUUUAUCUACUGUGUGUUGUGGUGGCCUGUUGGAGGCAAAUAGAUCAGAAUUUUUUUUGUACCUAUGUAAGAGUACUUGAAGUUUUAUUUAAAAUAAAAUGUUGUGGAAAAGGUAGCAUUCUUUUUUUUAGGAGUGUUAUUUUUCACUACUAUGUGUGGCACGGAUACAAUAAAAGACUUUUACAAACUAGUUUUUAGUUUUUCUUAAUGAACCUGAAAAUAUAUUCUUUUCAAAAAGGCAGUUAAAUUAAAUUUUAUUUUUACAGAAUUAUAAAGGAAGAGCAGCAGAAUGUGCUUCAAAGAACAUUAGUCUGAGAGGGCUUAAGUCAAGUAGUGUGACUCUCAUGAGUCUCUGAACCUCUCUGGACCGCAUUUUGUUGUUUUUUCUUUCACAUUUUCCUAUUGAAAACGUUAGAAUACAUUUUUAAGGUCUUGCUCUGUUAGGAGAAAUGUCUCCAUUGGUAGACGUAUAACCCACUUAUCAAUAAGAAAAACUGGCCAGAUAAAUUAGUCUGCUAAGUCUUGAGAUACAAAUUCAGGCAUUCAUGAACUGUGAUUUGAUGCCCUGCUGAGCUCUGAGCAAUCGCUGAUGAACAAGACGAGCACAGGCCCUGCCUUCAUGGAGCUUACACCUAGUGGAGACGCGGUCCUUAGAUAGUGUUGCUAGAAAAUGGCCUUUAAGAGUGAAAGGAGAAGAGAAAAGUUUUGAAGAAAACAUUCCUAACUUUAAAAUGCUUGGAAGCCACAGAGUAUUUUCCAAAAUCCCUAGAUUGUGAAGACUUAGAUGAAAAUCAGCUGUUAUUGUGUAAAUAUGUCAGUUUUUGUUAAUCAAAUACUGCAGUGAUGCCUUAAGGGGCUGGUGCUUAAUCAAAAAUACCAUGUGGAGCGAGGAGCACGGUGAUGCUGGGAGUAGUGUGUGGUUUUCUGUUUAUGGAACUGCCAGAUGCUCCCCGGGGCCUCUUCUUCAUGGGGGUUUGCGACCUUAGGGAUGAUACAUGCUUAUGUUAAUUUACAUUAGAUGGUGUAUAAGUGGCUUAUACGAUAAUAACAUGUCUGCUGUCUGAGGAGCUCAUAAAUAAGAAAUAAAAUACACACAGAAAAGAGCAA
Equus quagga is the source of this 12198-nucleotide messenger RNA. It is a transcript of the gene BAZ2B, whose product is annotated as bromodomain adjacent to zinc finger domain 2B. The record is from RefSeq and is a predicted model, not a curated record. NCBI's taxonomy places the organism in Eukaryota, Metazoa, Chordata, Mammalia, Perissodactyla, Equidae. Bases 3332 to 9982 code for a protein of 2216 amino acids. Gene Ontology annotation, molecular function: protein binding; DNA binding. The transcript is spliced from 38 exons.